Molecule: messenger RNA, 1299 nt
Organism: Anguilla rostrata (American eel)
Lineage: Eukaryota; Metazoa; Chordata; Actinopteri; Anguilliformes; Anguillidae
Exons: 3
Coding region: 113-487 (124 amino acids)
Source: RefSeq, a predicted model, not a curated record
CUGACCGCAGAGGGAGAUUAGCGGUAAGAUCUUAAUGCUCCUCAGUGCUGUCCCGUCUCCCCCCGAAUCGCCUCAUUUACAGUAGGCUACUGAUCCGUCCCACCGCUGCACCAUGAAGACUCUCCUGGCCUGGCUGCUGCUCGCUGCCCUGGCUGUUCACAGCGAGGCGUUGAAGUGCUACACGUGCGUGGCGUCCAACGAGGACGAAUGCAACCGACAGGGCUCCUCCGACUGCCCGCAGUACGCAGACGCCUGCUCCACCAUCACAGGACCCAACACCGUCAUGAAGUCCUGCUCCUAUAAGCCCUUCUGCGACAAGGCAAACAACGGAAACUCGGGAGCCAAGAUGGAGUGCUGCUUCUCCGACGACUGCAAUGGACCUCACAAGGGCCGCAGCCACGGCGGCCACCCCAGCGCCACGGGGGCCCUGGUGUCCUGCCCCGCCCUGCUGCUGGGGGCCCUGACGGUCCGGCUGAUUGUCGGCUAGGUCUGGCUAGCGUGCCCUCCCAGCCAGGCGCAGGCCUGUGUGCUGCAGGCCUCUUAUGUGCUAAUGUGGUAAGACUAAGACCAUUCAAAUGGCCUGCAAGUGGAACAGCCCCAGUAUUAAGGGGAACAUCCAGAGGGGCGUUGCCAUUGAGUGCAGCAUCAUGGCUGGUUAGUCAUUAGAGAUAAUUCCUGCUACGUAAUUCUAUUUUUAAUAAUGUAGGAUGAAAUUAUUUUUGAUGUGGCAUGAGUUCUAAACAUAUGCUCAUUGGUCUUUAUUCUGGACUGCAUUUAACCUCAAAAAUCAAGUUUAGUUAUAUUUUCACUUUAAUUUAUACCAUUAUCAAAUCCAGCCCCUAUUAGAGGGGUAGACAUUUAAGAGUGGCCAAUAAUAAUGAUCAUUUCAGAAGAAUAUGAAGAGUAUGUGAAUUUCCAGAAUGAAUAAUAAGUGAGUGACAGAACAAGACUGGGAGUUUGCAGUUUACAUAUGUUAAUUUAACCCCAGGGUGCACAAUAUUCUUUUAAGUUAGUUCUAUGUUCAUAGAUGUUGUAAUGUUUAAUUUAAUAUUUAUAUUCACAACGAGAGUAGGUGGUUCUAUGCAUUUUAAAGGUCAUAAGCUUUUAACAGGCACUGCAAAGAGCAAAUUUGAUUGUUUUCAGAAUCUAAAUAGUAUUGUGCAAUUACAUUUCAACCAGAGAAAUGUAUUUGGUUGCAUUUAGGCAAAUUGUAUGUACGGCUGCACAAUUUUGUCAUAGCUGUUAUUGUGCUUCUGGGCUAAUUGCUAAAUAAAAUUAGCUUUAUUUGCACCCAAAUAA